GCGUGGUUCCAGAGAAUCUGUCACUCCAAGUUUCGUGUUUCGAACAAACGCGCUGCAGACGUCUGGAAAAAUUUGGUGGACACGAAGCAUCUCAUCCAGACGCGCGGCUACGGAAGCUCCACGCAGUACCUGCCAAAGGUUUUUGUCGAGAGAGACGUGAACGUGCUCGGAGACUUGAGUGCUCCUGAUGCAGAGCGUCCGCUCUAUCUUCAAGAAAGCAUGGAUGCCCGCGCGCUACACGCUGCUAUGUAUGAGACAGGAUCAAGGGAAGCCAAUGUGGAGAUCUUGCUGCAAUUCCAUGACAGCGUGUUGCUGCGGCUGAAAGGCAAGAGGGGCCGACGGUCUGUCGAGGAAGCGAAUGCUGCGGAGACGUGGAGUGCCAGCCGAGAGAACCUUGCAAAGAAAGAGUCAGCUGCUCGAGGCGUGGUCGAGCAGCUUCUGCAACAGGCAUGCCCAGCAGAGCAACAAGUUGUUAGCAAAAGGCUACGGUAUAAAUCCAGUCAACAGGCGCCAGCAGAAGACAUGUCUGCAACGAGGAAUCCAAUUGAGAGCAUCGACUUUGUCACCGUCCAGGUCCAGUACAAGUGCAGCCUGGGAGAUCUUCUUCGCACGCGACGAUACGCCAUUGGCUGCUCGGUUCAGAAGCUGUCACGCGCGUGGCAAAAGACGGCCGUGAGCCACACGUUUGAUUUGGACAUUCAGAAUUGUUGCUUCAACUUGAUGCUGCAGAUCAUGAGGAAGCUGAAGCCACAGCACGCGGCCUGGCGACAAGCAGAACAAACGCUGCAGCUGUGCGCGGAGAACCGAGACAGUGUCAUUCGGGAGCAGCUCAAAGUGUCCAGUUUCUGCAGCGCUUGCUCCGCUCACAUCAAAAGUGCCACAGGCUUUGAGGUGCAGAUUCAAUGCAAAACAAACCCAGAUCUGCUGGAGUACGUAAUGCAAGCGGGAACCGCUGCAGUGCCGGCAGAUCUGGAUGCAGCGCUGCUCGCGGACGGCAACUGCAUUCCGUGUGCUUUGCACAGGCUCGGUUUCGAAACGCAGGUUAUGCGCUUCCUCGCCGACACUGAGACCGAAAGUGCUCUUUACUUUCGUCGACGGGGUCAUCGGACGUAUCGCCAAGUGGCCGAAGCCCUGAACAUCCAGUUGGUCGCGUCCGGCUACUUUAUAGAGGACCUGAAGGAAGGUGUACGCGAGAAGAACUUACUUCACGUCACCAAGCGAGGCAGACCGCACACGGUUGGACUUCUUUUGCGAGGCGGCAAAUUCAUUGUGUCCGAUGGUCGCUGCACUUUUGAAAUGAAGCCGGAGGACUUUUGGGAUGGUCUCUACUCUGCGUGCGACAGAGCGAGCGUUGUCAUUUUCGGAAUUCUGAUGGGUCCAGCAAGUCAGGAGGAAAACCCCUUGAGGUUUCCAAACGCCUCGGAGAGAGAAAAGCUUCUAGACCUGCAAGCAGGGGCAGGCGAGCAGGAACAUGCCGCGGAGUUCUUGGACGCCGUCGACGAGGUCUCCGCUCACUCCGACGAUUGUCGGGAAGAGUCGGGUUCUGAGCAAGAAGAAUCGAUCACGAAAGUCGGCGACAAUCUUCUGGAAAGCUUGCGGCGAGAGGUGGGACGGGUGCAGCGGGCCAAAGACACCUUCAAGCCCAGUGGCGACGGACGCGUCCAUUGCCCUUUUUGUCCAUUUCGAAGUUGGGAGAAAAAAAUGCGAACCGACAGAUUGGAGGGGAAGCCAGACAUGAGAAAUUACCUGGCCAGAAGUGCUGCCGUCAUGCGAGCUCAUGUGCGACCUCCUUUGAAGUGCACCGUGAACGACAUCGACAAGCAGCUUCGAGUGGUGUUUGCGUCGGACGGUCCUCAAUUGUGGAACAUCGAGACAACCAUAUCCCGUGCAGUGAGACGAGCGCGCAACUUGUACUACACCAGAGAGUUUGCGCACAAAGUUUUUCAGCGAGCCUUGAUGUGCAACGCGAAAGUCUUUGAAAUGCUCAAUACCAUGCGUGCAGAAUUUAGUCCUGAUGCACUUGGACUCUUGCCUUCUCAUUCAAAAGACUGGUGGCCUGUCAUCGAGGACGUUUUCAUGAGCCCAAGAAUAGUGGGUCUGCGAGAUUCUCUACUGACGGAAUGCGUAUCGCACGGGGAGAUGGAAUGCAUCAGCAUCGACGCCACCAUGCGUUGUUGCAUGCCCAUCUUGGGUCAGUCCCGCCUGAAAGCCACGGCAGAGGAGCGCGCGCAGGCUGCCUUUGCGGAGGAAGAGAGCUAUCGCCGUGUUAUCACUGUGCGGGGACGCACAAACGCGGUACUUCUGAUGAAGGCCUCCGCCGGGGAAGAUGCGGACACGGUGUGCUUCGUCCUUUCCCAAGCCCUGCGGCGGCUGCUCUCGAAGUUCGCUGCGGUCGACAAGGAACGCAAUCCCGUUUCCUUCGGUGCUAUGUUCGACGGCAACAACGCGCGCCCGGCCACCGCUGAAGAAAAUCGAUAUCGCGGCUACAUCGAGGACCUGACGAUGCGUGACGAGGAGGCCCGGCGCAUCAUUGACAGCCUGGACUACGACAAGCCUUGGUACCUUCGCAUUGAAUGGAUCCGGGCGCUGGCCGCGCUGGCGAACGUCUACCGGCAGGACAUGCAAAGGAUGUGUCCGGGUCCGAACCGUCGCAUCGGCCAGCUGCUGCUGUCGGCUGCAGCACCGGAAAGGCAAGUCCUGUGGUCGGAACAGGAAUGGAAGGCUUGGUGCGACGAGCUAGACAACGCGGGCAAAGUCAAGCGUAAAGCUGAUUUGCCAGUCCAGGAGGCAAGACGUUGGCAAAAAGCGAGAGUGCAGGAUGCUGCGCUGAAAAAGCCGGCAAGCGCGCUGUCUCAGACAGGCCAGAAGCAUAGGACACCCCACAGCCUCGAACGAAAGGACCAGUUCCUUCGAGGAGGCAAGAAAAACAAGUUCUCAUGA
Molecule: messenger RNA, 2940 nt
Organism: Symbiodinium natans
Lineage: Eukaryota; Dinophyceae; Suessiales; Symbiodiniaceae
Source: the annotation of a GenBank genome assembly